Molecule: messenger RNA, 1478 nt
Organism: Callorhinchus milii (elephant shark)
Lineage: Eukaryota; Metazoa; Chordata; Chondrichthyes; Chimaeriformes; Callorhinchidae
Gene: pard6a
Product: par-6 family cell polarity regulator alpha
Biological process (GO): establishment or maintenance of cell polarity; centrosome cycle; regulation of cellular localization
Cellular component (GO): nucleus; cell cortex; apical plasma membrane
Molecular function (GO): protein kinase C binding
Source: RefSeq, a predicted model, not a curated record
ACACACACACAGUCACACACAGUCACAGCAGCUACAGGGAGGCAACGAGGGCUACCACCCACCCACCCACCUGCCUGCGGAGUCUCAGCAUCAGUGCAUGGUCCCAGUCACUGCAAAGCACACACACACUCUCACAAGCCCCCACAAGCACAAGUGAAGACCAUGUCCAAGCAUCACAGGACGCCGGCCAGAACUGUGGACAAUGUUGUGGAAGUGAAGAGCAAGUUCGACGCCGAAUACAGAAGGUUUGCUCUCAAACGCACGAGGGUGGGGGGCUUUGAGGAGUUUUACCAGCUGCUCCAGGCUGUGCACCAGAUCCCCUGUGUGGACGUGCUGUUGGGGUACACCGACAUCCACGGCGAUUUGCUCCCCAUCAACAACGACGACAACUACCACAAAGCCGUGUCCUCCGCCAACCCCCUACUCAGGGUUAUCAUCCAGAGGAGAGCUGAGGCGGAUUCCGGAGCAUUUGGAACCAACUCUCUACUGCGUAAGAAGAAAGGGCUUCACGUCCUGCGUCCUGUCCAUCACAAGAAGCCUCACAUCCUGAUCGGAAUGCCUCAGGAUUUCAGGCAGAUUUCCUCCAUCAUCGACGUCGACAUCCUUCCCGAGACCCAUCGGAGAGUACGUCUGCACAAACACGGGUCUGACAAGCCGCUUGGGUUUUAUAUUCGAGACGGGGUGAGCGUGCGAGUGGCUCCUCAGGGGGUAGAGAAGGUUCCGGAUUUUAUCUCCAGGCUUGUCCGGGGUGGCUUGGCGGAGAGCACGGGCCUGCUGGCAGUGAACGACGAAAUCCUGGAGGUGAACGGGAUUGAUGUGGCCGGGAAAUCUCUCGACCAGGUGACCGACAUGAUGGUGGCAAACAGUCACAACUUAAUCAUCACUGUGAAGCCGGCAAAUCAGCGAAACAAUGUCAUCCGCAGCAGCAGGACCUCUGGAAGCUCUGGGGUGUCGACGGAUAGCACCCCGAGCCAGCAGACACUCAUUGCAACGUCGCAGUACAUCAACCACUACAGCACGGCAGAGGGCGAGAGCGAGGACGAGAGCGAUAUCAUCAUCGAGAACGACCUGCCCUCGUACAUUCCCAAAACAGUGUUCCACAACUGCGUGAACGGGGACCUAACCAGGAAACUGCAGCAGAACCUCUCGCUAAACAGCUCGCUGCUCGACGGCAAAGACUGCCAACACACGGACUCGUUAAACUCUUUGAACGCGCACAGUGACAGUCCCGGCAAGAUCACGUCAAGCCAAGGAAACAUGCGGGAAGAUGGAACUGUGAUAACACUAUAGGCUUCUCUUCCGUUACUUUUUAUACGGACAGUUUUAUAUUUCUCAGGCAAUCCAUUGCUCAGUGUAAUACAGGUCUUUGUUAAGGAGGUUGUGACGGAGGGGUAAGGCGCCCAGCACAGUGUGGUACAGCUGUGAAUCAAAGUACUUUAUAAAAUCAUCAAUUUUUUUUAAAAAAAAUUAACCCUUCA